AUGGAAUCUCUUGUUGGUGUCGGCUCCAUCUUUCCAGUUGAGUUGCCGACCGAUCCAAGCCCUGGUCAACUAGGUAAUUUCAAUGACUACAUGGGCUCUCCCGCGGUGGGAAUGAUGAACCGUUUCGACGGCCCCUUCCUCGGCGGUGCAAAUGACUUCCCUGGAUCAGCCCAAGCAGGUACCCACGAGCUCUUUACACCAUCGGCUCAGGACUGCGCACUCAAUCUAUCCGAAGCCCACAGCCAGCCUCAGGGGAGUCACACAACUCCUGCGCAGCCCCCGAACGCCACUAACGCCUAUCGCCCUCUUCCGCACAACACCAUAUCAAGGAUUCCAGACCUUCCUACGCUCACUCUGCAGACGGACGGAUUUCAAGGGAGAAGCAUCCCGUCUUCAAGGCGGCAAUCCUGGCAGAGCGGCAGAUCUUCAGCCGUGCAAAGCCAGUUCACUGGCACGACACCUUCAUCCGGCUACCUCAGCACCCCGUUCAGUUCGAUCCAGUCAUCGUUCGACACGCCCCACUCUUCCCAUCCACCAAGCGGGCUCAAUCCCUCAAGUGCAAGCUUCGGCCGCAGCGCAAACCUUUGGUCAUCGGAAAGUGCAGUGUCUUACAAGCAGAACGACAACUACGCCUUGUCGCCGGAACCCUCUCGGAUGACUGGGUUCCGAUCGUUCGGAGAGAUGCCCUCGUACCUGGACUUCUUCCCCGACACCUCCCCCUUUAACGCCAAUCCAUCCCCGACAACAACUGGCGCCAACGCUCAGCAACCACCCACCAACCGCGCCGAAACCCUCGCCCCGCCCCCCCUCCGCAUCCUCGCCCCAACCCCGCACUCCUCCGCUCCACCCGCCCCGACCCGUCCACCUCAAGCUCCGACGCAACACCAUCAACAACAACAUCUCACAUCGUCAACAUCGUCAUCAUCACCGCCUCACGAUCCUAGCGCCACCCUCAACUCCGACGCCCCCACCACCACCUCCCCCACCGCACCACCCCCCCUCCACACACCCACACCCACACCCAAAAAAACCCCCACCCCCAACCCCUUCUGCCCCCGCUGCAACCGCCGCUUCACCAGCAAACCCCGCGACCUCGGCCGCAACAUCCGGCGCCACCUCUCUCUCGCGUGCCCCGCGCAGCGCGACGUCGGGGCGGAUGCGGAUGGACAAAACGGGCAAUCAGACGGGCAGUAUGUUGCGCAUGUGCAGCGGCCGCCGCGGCUGCCGUGCUCGUUUCACGGCGUGUGCGGCAAGACGUUUGCGAGGGACUGCGCGAGGAGGGUGCAUGAGAGGAGGCAGCAUGGGGCUGUUGUUGGGAGGGUGGUGGCGAGGGAGAGGGAGAGGGGGGGGUUGAGGGGGGGAGCGGGAGCGGGAGCGGGAGUGGGAGGGCGGCGGGGUGGGGGUGGGGUCGGCUUUGUGGAUGGAUGA
This is a messenger RNA of Diplodia corticola, 1428 nucleotides long. RefSeq lists its product as uncharacterized. Bases 1 to 1428 code for a protein of 475 amino acids. The transcript has a single exon. The record is from RefSeq and is a predicted model, not a curated record. Lineage: Eukaryota; Fungi; Ascomycota; Dothideomycetes; Botryosphaeriales; Botryosphaeriaceae.